AUGGCUAUACUAACAACAGUAUCCGCAGCGGUCAAAGCCGCACUAACUAUAGGCGGGAUAAGCAAGCUGACAUUCAUCCCUGCCAUGCUAGCGGCACUGGCAUACUUUCACUACGACUUACUCGACCCCGAGAACCGGCCGUUCAAUCAAAAAUACCUCAGAGAAGAAUACGACUUCGUUAUAGUAGGGGGAGGAUCGGCCGGGUCGGUCUUAGCCAAUAGGCUAUCUGAAGUCGAAGGUUGGAACGUUUUACUGCUGGAAGCCGGCGGGCAUGAAACUGAAAUAAGCGAUGUUCCGUUGCUGUCUCUAUUCUUACAUAAAAGUAAAUUGGACUGGAAAUAUCGAACUCAGCCUCAAGACUCCGCCUGUCAAGCAAUGGUUGACAAGCGUUGCAGCUGGACAAAGGGCAAAGUACUUGGAGGAUCCUCGGUACUCAACACAAUGCUUUAUAUUCGUGGUAACAAAAACGAUUAUGAUCAUUGGGAGUCCUUAGGAAAUCCUGGCUGGGGCUACAAAGAUAUUUUACCAUAUUUCAAAAAGUCUCAGGACCAAAGAAACCCAUACUUGGCUAAAGAUAAGAAAAAUCAUGGAGUAGGUGGUUAUUUGACCGUUCAAGAUGCUCCAUAUAACACACCAAUUGGUGCUGCAUUUUUACAAGCUGGUGAGGAGAUGGGAUACGAUAUACUAGACGUAAAUGGAGACAAACAAACAGGUUUCGCAUGGUUUCAAUUCACUAUGAGAAGAGGUACACGUUGCUCUACAGCAAAAGCUUUUCUCAGACCUGUCAGAUUACGUCAAAACCUUCAUAUUUCACUGUUCUCGCAUGUCACCAGAAUUUUAAUAGACAGAGAAACUAAAAGAGCAUACGGCGUUGAAUUCAUUAAGGAUACUGUUAAACAAGUCGUUUAUGCAAGACGCGAGGUUAUAUUGGCAGCUGGUGCAGUAGCCUCACCACAAUUACUUAUGCUAUCUGGAAUUGGUGCAGCUAAGCAUCUAGAGGAAGUCGGCAUUGAUGUAGUUCAAGAUUCUCCUGGCGUCGGUAGAAAUUUACAAGAUCACAUUGCUGUUGGUGGAAUCAUUUUUCAAAUUGAUUACCCAGUAAGUUUAGUUAUGAAUCGAUUAGUAAACAUUAAUUCAGCACUGCGCUACGCUGUAUCGGAAGACGGACCGUUGACUUCAAGUAUUGGCUUAGAGGUGGUAGCUUUUAUAAACACAAAGUACGCAAACGCAACAGAAGACUGGCCAGACAUUGAAUUCAUGAUGACUUCAGCAUCUAUACCUUCCGAUGGCGGUACGCAAGUUAAAAAGGCCCACAGUAUUACUGACGAAUUUUACGACGAAGUCUUCUCACAUUUAACGAACAAAGAUGUUUAUGGUAUCUUCCCGAUGAUGCUCCGACCGAAAAGUAGAGGAUUUAUUAAAUUAAGAUCUAAAAAUCCCCUCGAUUAUCCUAUUAUGGUACACAACUACUUGACACAUCCAGACGAUGUUGGAGUAUUAAGAGAAGGCGUCAAAGCAGCUAUUGCUACAGCGGAAACACAGGCGAUGAAACGUUUGGGAGCAAGAUUUAACAGCAAACCGGUACCAAAUUGUAAACACCUCCCCCUUUUUACUGACGAUUACUGGGAUUGUUACAUAAGGCAGUACACUAUGACAAUUUAUCAUCUUUCAUGUACUGCAAAAAUGGGGCCAGCCAGUGACCCAAUGGCAGUCGUGGACCCACAGCUCCGAGUCUAUGGAGUAGAAGGACUUCGAGUUAUAGACGCUAGUAUAAUGCCAACUGUAUCUAAUGGUAAUAUUAACGCGCCAGUAAUUAUGAUCGCGGAGAAAGGCAGCGACAUGAUAAAAGAAACUUGGUUACCAAAGAAUUCAAACAGGCGGAAAAGAUCUAUAAAACGUACGAAUAUUAGCCAAAUAUUCCUGAAAAGCGAUGACAUCAGCUCGAAGUGUGAUAUUGAAAGAUGAUAUUAGGGUAAUUUAGGGUAUUAUUUUAUUAUUUUACGCCAUAUUAAAACAUCACAAGCAACGAUUCAUAAUUGUCAAGGAAAUGCUGAUAGUUAUAAUUUUUCUAGUCGUCUCAUUUGACAAAUACCUACAUACAAUACAAUUGUUAUAUCUUACAUUGAGCAGAAGCUAAAACAAUAGAGUGCAAUUUAUAGGAUAAACGUACAAAUAGAGAAAUACAUGCACAUAAAUUAUAGUUUUAAGUGGUGUGGAUUUUUGUUAUAAAGAAGUGGUGUUUGUUGGAAGGAUUGAUUGUUAUUAAUGAUUUGACAAAAGCUAACUUUGCAAUAUAUGUAACUAGUUACUAUAGACAUUGGUAGUUAAUUUAAAUUUUGUAAAUAAUGAAACAAUAAAUUUAUUUAAUUUCUCUGUGAGAUAAAAAAAAA
Melitaea cinxia (Glanville fritillary) is the source of this 2390-nucleotide messenger RNA. RefSeq names its product glucose dehydrogenase [FAD, quinone]. The record is from RefSeq and is a predicted model, not a curated record. The coding region runs from base 1 to 1965 and encodes 654 amino acids. NCBI's taxonomy places the organism in Eukaryota, Metazoa, Arthropoda, Insecta, Lepidoptera, Nymphalidae. The transcript is spliced from 3 exons. Gene Ontology annotation, molecular function: oxidoreductase activity, acting on CH-OH group of donors; flavin adenine dinucleotide binding.